Molecule: messenger RNA, 2550 nt
Organism: Diaporthe citri
Lineage: Eukaryota; Fungi; Ascomycota; Sordariomycetes; Diaporthales; Diaporthaceae
Exons: 4
Coding region: 1-2550 (849 amino acids)
Biological process (GO): intracellular signal transduction; phosphatidic acid biosynthetic process; cell motility
Molecular function (GO): D-type glycerophospholipase activity
Source: RefSeq, a predicted model, not a curated record
AUGUCGAGCAUCUUCAAGAAACUCGAGCAGGGCCUCUCCGGCGUCUUCGGCUCCGACGAGGAGAAGCACUCGCACACGCACGAUGGAGCUGAGUGCCACGCUGACCUCCACUCCGAGCAUGCGGCGAACCGCUACUCAUCUUUUGCGCCCCAGACCUCUGGCCACGUAAAGUGGCACGUUGAUGGCUGCGCUUACUUCUGGGCGCUUUCUGAGGCCAUCGAAGAGGCGAAGGAGUCCAUCUUCAUCCUGGACUGGUGGCUGUCCCCAGAGUUGUUCCUGCGCCGGCCCCCGGCGAAGAACAACAAGUACCGCCUGGACAACAUGCUCAAGGCCGCAGCAGAGCGAGGAGUCCAGGUUAGGGUCAUCGUGUACAAGGAGGUCGCCCAGGCCCUGUCGUGCAACUCUGAGCACACCAAGCACGCCCUGGAGGAACUCCACGAGAACAUCAAGGUUUUCAGACAUCCGGAUCACAUGCCCAGCAAGCAGGACAUUAACGCUGAGAUCAACACUGCCUUCCACAACCUGACCCUCGGCGCUUUCAGCCUGUCCAAGAUGUCCGGGGACAGCCUGAAGACCCUCUACGGUACCCACGAUGAUGACUACAACAACGCACGAAUCUAUGACUUCGAGGGCGUCGACAAGUGGGAGCAGAACAAGCUUGACCGCACCAAGUUCUCGAGGAUGGGCUGGUCGGAUAUCAGCAUCUCGCUGGUCGGGCCCAUCGUGAAGAGCUUGGACCUCCACUUCACCGACCGGUGGAACUACAUCUGGGGCCAAAAAUACAACACCGAUGACAACACGAAGUACCAGAGACUCGAGGACAGUGAAGUCUCCCACGCCCCGCCCAGCCGGAGCCUUCUUGAGGAAGGGCAGUACGAGGCUGGCCAGGUGUUUGGUGGCAUCCAGCGCCAUUUCACCAGGGGUCUGAGCCGUGCUCGGGGCGAGGAGCCGCAGGAGCAACGCAGCGAGGGCAACGAGGCUCACAUCCAGCUGAUCCGAAGCUGCUGCCCGUGGUCUUCCGGGCAUCCUACCGAGCACUCCAUUGCGAACGCCUACAUCGACGCCAUCACGAAGGCAGAGCAUUUCGUCUACAUGGAGAACCAGUUCUUCAUCACUGCCACCGACGACGAGCAGAAGCCUGUGUACAACAAGAUCGGUGCGGCCAUCGUGGCCCGUAUUCUGCGCGCACACCAGGCCGGCGAGAAGUUCUCCGUCAUCGUCGCCAUGCCGGCCGUUCCCGCCUUCGCCGGUGACCUCAAGUCCGACGGCGCCCUGGGCACCCGCGGCAUCAUGGAGUUCCAGUAUAACUCCAUCAGCCGCGGCGGCCACUCCAUCAUUGAGAAGCUGACGCAGGCUGGCAUUGUGCAUCCCGACCAGUACAUCUCCUUCUACAACCUGCGCAACUACGACCGUCUCAACACCUCCGCCACCAUGCAGCGCGCGCAGAACGAGUCAGGCGUGCGGUACGAAGACGCCCGCCGCGAGUUCGACGACCACGUCGAGGCAGGGUACGACGGCUACUCCCGCGACGAGCACGUCGAGGGCCGGCUGGGAAGCCAGUACCGCCGCUACCAGGAGGCUGCGCAGCGCCAGGACGACAACACGUGGGACACGAUCUCGGCGGCGUACAUGGACCAGGGCCCAGACCUGAACUCGAUCCCGUGGGAGGGCGACCCGGAGGCCGAGAUCGACGCGUUCGUGUCGGAGGAGCUGUACAUCCACUCCAAGGUGCUGAUCGCCGACGACCGGCUCGUCAUCUGCGGGUCGGCCAACCUGAACGACCGGUCGCAGCUGGGCACGCACGACUCGGAGAUCGCGGUGGUGAUCGAGGACCCGACCCCCGUGCGCUCGCGCAUGAACGGCGAGGAGUUCACGGCGUCCAAGUUCGCCGCCAGCCUGCGGCGCCAGCUGUUCCGCAAGCACCUGGGCCUUCUGCCCGACCAGCGCUGGGACCGGCCCGACGCCAACUUCCACCCCGUCACCCGCGGGCCCAACGACUACGACUGGGGCUCCGAGGCCGACCGGCUCGUCGAGGACCCCAUCAGCGACGACUUCCAGCAGCUGUGGCUCAAGACGGCCCGCACCAACACCGAGGUCUUCAGCCGCGUCUUCCACAACGUGCCCAACGACGUCGUGCGCACGUGGGACGACUACGACUCCUUCUUCAGCAAGUACUUCAUCAUCCCCGGCUCGGACGAGGAGAAGGAGAUCAGGGAGAAGGAGGAGAAGGAAGAGAAGAAGCGCCUCAAGCGCGAGGCGGCUGAGCGUGGCGAGGCCACCGAGGAGGACAACGACGAGGAAAAGGAGGAUGAGGACAAGGAAAGAGAGGAGAAGAAGGACGACGAGGACGACAAGGAGAAGCCGGCCAAGGUCCCAUACGGCCACGUCGUCAAGAGCGAGUUCCCCGGCGGCGUCCAGGAGGUCAAGGAGCAGCUCCAGCGCAUCAGGGGCACCCUGGUGGAGAUGCCGCUCAACUUCCUGGUCGAUGUCAGCGACAUCGCCAAGUCCGGGCUGUCACUGAACGGCUUCACCGAGGAGAUCUACACGUAA